AUGACGCUCUCGAACGCUCUCUCUGGCUCCCCAGCUCCGGUGCCGUCUCCUUUCCCUUCCGACCAGCCACCGGACAAGGGUCUUGCUACCGAACCGAAUAUCUUGCCUACCUCUUUUUUGACAACACCCCCAAACGGCUCCCCGGCUGACAUGCUUGUCGAUCAGAACGACCCCUCCGGCCUGCCCUCCUCUCAGACAAGCAAAGACUCCCCGACCAUCACCGGCGAACAAGCGAAUGGACCCCAACCACGGUUUUCCUACGCCGGGGUUGUUUCGGGUUGGAAGACGCCUACCCAACCUCAGCUGCUGCUCAAUCAGUGGACCCCAGUUGGAGAAAAGGACCUGAUCCCAGGUGAAAGAAACGGGGAACCUGCCCUGAGUGUGUCCUCCAGCUUCAAAACCAAGAUAUGUGCCCCGUGGCAGCGGGCUCUGGUGGUCCGGCUGCUAGGGACCAAAAUCGGCCUCUCCACUCUCUAUUCGCGCCUUCGAAGCCUCUGGCGUCCUACUGGCCAAUUGGAAGUCCUGGAUCUUGACCACGACUGCUUCUUGGUUAAGCUCGGAAACGAGCAGGACUACUUUCGCGCGCUGACGGAUGGACCAUGGGUCAUCUUUGAUCAUUACCUAGUCGUCCAGCAAUGGACACCAAAUUUCAAGGUCUCGGAUCCCCUCCCCAAAACCAUGAUUUGUGGGUUCAGCUCCCUGCCCUGA
Molecule: messenger RNA, 708 nt
Organism: Linum tenue
Lineage: Eukaryota; Viridiplantae; Streptophyta; Magnoliopsida; Malpighiales; Linaceae
Source: the annotation of a GenBank genome assembly